UUUUGAAAGUCUCCGUUGUUCUGCUAAAAUGAGAUUAUCUGAACUUGUAUUUCUUAUUGCUAUUUGUGGUAGUUAUACUGGACAGUCUGCAACUUACAGGAGUUGUGGACCUCCUCCAAAAUUUGAAGUCGCACGAGCACCUGUAUCCGACAUUGAGGUUCAUGCUCAUGGGACUGAAAUAAAUUACAACUGCAUGAUAGGAUAUGUAGGUCGCCUUAGACAAAAGUGUGUGGAUGGGGUGUGGAGAAAUGCAAACACACAAUUGUAUUGCAAAUUAAAGCCAUGUGGAAGUCCUGGAGAUAUUCUACAUGGAACAUUUCAGCUGGUAGAAGGUGAUGACCUGGUUUUUGGUGCACGCAUUAAAUACACAUGCGAUGAAGGAUAUAGGAUGGUGGGUACAAAGAAUUACCGUAUUUGUGAAGUUGAUGGAUGGAGUGGUCAGGUUCCAUAUUGCGAAGUUGUGACCUGUUCCCCAGCGGAAGAACCAGAAAAUGGAAAGAUCAUUAGAUCAGGGCGAUUUGACCUUGAACAAAAUUUUCCUUUUGGCUCUGUCCUGCAAUUCGAGUGUAAUUCACCAGAACUGGACAUUGAAGGUGUCAAAGAAAUUUAUUGUUUAGGGAAUGGAACAUGGAGUCAUCCAGUUCCUAAAUGCAAAGAAUUUAGAUGUACGGAACCAGUUAUAGAGAAUGGGAAUGUGAUUAGCAACGAACGGAUUUACAAAUAUUCUCAAAAACUAAAAUAUCAAUGCAAUCGCAAUUAUAGACCUGAAAACAUUCAAGAAACUACAUGCAGUAAAUAUGGAUGGAAUCCACUACCAACUUGCACACCAAUAGUAUGUACGAUCAUGCCAAUAGACCACGGUAAUUUCCAAACAGCUAAGUGGAUGUUUUCCCAUGGUGAAAAAGUAGACUAUACCUGUGAUAGAGGCUACAAACCUUCUGACUCAAAAUCAGUAAUAUGUGAAGCAUCUGGAUGGAAUCCAAAUCCAAGAUGUGUAGCAAUUAGAUGUCCGUUACCAAACAUCGACGCAGUUUUCGAACCAUCCUAUGCUUGGUCAUUCGGUCUUUCGAGAAGAAUAACUUACAUUUGCAGAAAUUCCAACCGCCGAGAACAAUCUACGUGUACUCUAAAUGGCUGGGACCCACAUGUAAAAUGUCCAGGGCCAUGCUCACUACCACCAAAACUUGACCAUGGUUAUUUUGUACAUUCACGGUAUUCAUACGCAAGUGCUUUUAUAGGAAAUUAUAGAUGCAAUCAUCGGUAUAUGUUACAAGAGAAUGGUAACAUCAAAUGUGAAGAUGGUGAAUGGCACAUCAUAAACUCUAUUCCAAUCUGCAUUGAACUGGGAUGUGGAAAACCACCUGCAUUAAUAAAUGGGAAAUUUACUCCUGAUAAAGAAAAGUAUUAUGAAGGGACCCAGAUAAACUAUAGAUGUAAUCGUGGCUUUCAUAUUUAUGGGCCAAAGACUCUGACUUGCUCUUCCAAAGGGUGGGCAGAGGCACCUAUUUGCAUUGACAGGAAGUUAAAUUGUCCAAGUUCACCAGAUGUUGCCAACGCAAAUAAAAUUAUUGAGUCCACCCACAGCGUUAUUUAUCAAUGUCUCCUUGGAUACGAGAUGGAAGGAUCAGAAAGGAUACAGUGCAUCAAUGGGCAAUGGUCGGAAGUACCAACAUGCAAUAUUCCUGGUGGCUGUGAAGAUCCACCUAGCAUAAAGAAUGGUGACCAAGAGGGUCUUUCUAAACAAUGGUAUCAGCAUGGUGACAUUGUCACAUAUAGGUGUCAGAAUUCAUUUAUUUUGGAUGGACCAAAUAAAGUUAAAUGCUCAAGUGGGAAGUGGUCAGCUGCUCCACGCUGUAUUCCGCCAUGUAGCAUAUCAGUGCAGGACCUUGAAGAUAAUGAUGUCCAAUUAGAUUGGUCAUUGACGGAAACAGUAUAUCUGAAACAUGGAGACCGUGUAAAAUUUAAAUGCCCCAGUGGUUUGCAUAUUCAAACUCCUGCAGAACGAUUUUGCAGAAAUGGAAGCUUAGAAAUUCCCAAAUGCCUCAGUGAGGAAAACACGUUCUGUUCAACAUUGCAAUAUCUCGAAUGCCCAGGAUGUGCAACAACUGAAAUUUGUGUAGAAUAUAAUAUUCAAAAAGUAACAAGUUCACGAUCAGAUCCCAGCAGGCUGAGCUUAGUAGCUCUGAAUGGAAUUGGAAAUGCUUCAUUUAAAGUGCAGAAAAUUCAAAAAACAGGGAAGAACAUUUUGAAGUUUGCCAUCACGGAAUCAACUGAUGCUAUUGUGAAUGUAAAAUAUAGCAAUGAGCAAAGCAGUAUACAAUAUAAUAAUCCUGUGAUUGGAGAUUAUUGUUUAACAUUUCCCACAGAUAAUUUUAUCACUUUUAAUGUCACAUUCAGCAGGACUUUCAGCAUUACAUUUAAGAAGAUCACAUAAAAUUUGGAAAACUGGAAAGGCGCAAGAUGUGGCAGUACAAGUUUUGAGAAAUAGCAACUAACUGCUUUCAAAGAAUGAAAGAUUCAAUUACUGAAUGAGUGACAUUUAAAGGAUAGCAAUUCUGUAAUAUUACUUCCUUUGUUCCAGAGCUAAUUUAAACAUUUAAUCCAAUUAAACAAAAACAUUUCAAAUAUUUUUUAAAAAUAAACAAAUAAUUUGGAUAUCUUGAGUAACCUUUA
Molecule: messenger RNA, 2673 nt
Organism: Rhincodon typus (whale shark)
Lineage: Eukaryota; Metazoa; Chordata; Chondrichthyes; Orectolobiformes; Rhincodontidae
Product: complement factor H-like
Exons: 17
Coding region: 29-2434 (801 amino acids)
Source: RefSeq, a predicted model, not a curated record